Messenger RNA from Clonostachys byssicola, 3078 nucleotides. The record is from the annotation of a GenBank genome assembly. Lineage: Eukaryota; Fungi; Ascomycota; Sordariomycetes; Hypocreales; Bionectriaceae.
AUGGCUUCUUUUGGCAACUUCAACGCCGCCCUCAGCAGCUUUCGGGCAGAGGCCACCAAUGCUCUAGUCAAUGUCAAUUUAGAGAUCAACUUUUCCAAAUUCGUGAAACCUCCGCCUGAGUAUGAUGCCAUAGGCCAAAACCUCGCUCGCUCACGGAGGGAUGAAGCACAGAACGGCGCUCGGCACAUUCUUGCACGGAAACUUGGGCUGCUCUUCAAGAAUCAUGCGGCGCUACCUCUUACACCGAACCUCAUCAAAGCAUACGGAGAGAGAGCUUCGGAAAUUGCGAGAAGUUCCACCGCCAAUCCCCGCGGCCAGUCUUCUCAUGGGCCAUUUGCUGAGAUAAUUGGAGCCGAUGCUACUACUUUAUGGGCAGCCGCUACGUCCGGCAGGCGAUCUUUGCAGUGUCACCUUUUGGCAUGUUUUUUAGCUAGAAUGUGGGAGCCCACAGAGGCAACAUCCAUAUGGGUCGAGAUGAUAUCCAGGAGAAGAAAAGAGCUCCAGGAGCAACUUGAAGCAGAUGGUGAACUGGAUAAUGAGGUCUUGUUAGCCGCAAUCAGCGAUUAUGUGCGGUCUGAUAUCCAUAACUGGGACGCCAGUGCUCGAGCUUGGCUUCGUGCUGCAGAUGGCGUUAUGAACAAGCAACAGAUCCAACUGCGGCUCAUUGUGGAUAAUCUAGACAUGCCUGUCAAUAUGAAGCCAGACACGUAUCUUAGUGUUAUCGAGGCAUGGGCUUCUGCAAUGACCCAGAUGGAGAACCUGCUGAUGGGGGUUCCUCUACAGGUCUACAGCGGAGAUAUUCUUGUUGGGUUAUUAUCUUGGCAUAUUUACCCGGACAUGCUCUAUCUUUCUAGAAAAGAUCAGAAGAUUGAUCAAGGUGAUCACCUAGUCAAGGGGCGAGGGAUAUUGACGUUGGGCCUGGAGCCGUCUCCAACGCGAGCAAAAGACUGCCAGUCCGUUUAUUGGGCACUACCUCUGGCUCAUUUACGAUAUUAUGGAUUACCAGUGACACGCAUGACAACUAUCCGACUGUCAGAUAAAGAUCGACUGACGGUUGAUGAAAUGCUUUGGGCAUUUUUAUCAGCCUAUAUCAUUAAAUGGGAUGACGGCAGUGUCCCAGCUCCCGAGCUACUUCAAUAUAUCAGUGAUGUUGCUAUUCAGCUUCAUUGGAACAUGGGAUAUGAAUAUUCGCCAAAGGGCAAGGGGCACCUUGAUGACGAGACCCAGAGGAAAUGGAAGGCAGGCAGAGAAGUCCACAAAAACGAUUCGUGGCUGACAAUGUUUUCGCGUAUUGCACUCCUGUUCAAGGACCGUUUAGAUGACCAGAGAGUCAGGAAGCUGCGGAACAUGGGUCAAAGAUAUUAUCCUCCAGCUUUCAAUCCAUUUCAGGGCAUAUUUGGGGUCGAGACAUUUCUCCAGUCAGCACGACGCACUGAGGAUAUGAUCGGGCUGCUUAGGUUAGCAGCAUUAUCCAUGGCAACCCAAUCAUCACCAUAUGAGUUUUUGAUAGUCUUGAAGAAGAAAUACUUUGAUUCAGCCACAGGAGAAUUUUGUUACGGCUUCGAGUUCGUCACUGCUGUUCCAGAUCAUCAAGUAACUAAGACUGGUUGGGAUACUGAUACUCGGAGACAACAUAGGCGAUGGAUUUCAUCCCACCUUUCAAAGCAGAUCUUGAAGGACCGCCUAGAGCAGAUCAUUUCCUACGGAGAGAAGGCGGAGGUUGUUGGGUCCAUUUCCUACCCUGUCUUCCUACGCAAACCUAAAUCAUCUGGGUUAGGAGAUAGCUCAGAGAGCGGAGCUCAAUACCGGAAUUUCUCGCCGUUUCGCACAACACUUACUGCUCAUUUUGGUCCGAAAGGAACCAAUAAGACUCGACAGUAUAGAGCGGUCUACGGAGAUUCAAACGAGAUUGCCCUGUUGCGUAUGAUACAGGAUCAGCCCGAAAUCCUUCACCCAUCUGGCUCGCCCAAGGAACCAGAAUCCGGCGAGUACAAAUUUGUACUCAAAAUACCCCAGAUCAUGAAGCUUUUCCGGCCCGAAAAUAUCAGGUUCAAAGAUUGUGCCAGAAUGUUCGACCUGAAUGCUCCAGAGCACGACGUGAUUUUAGGCCUGACACUCGUCGAUAGCCUUUACAAGACCUUGCCAAACGCCACAGUAGAUGUUCGAGUGAUCCAGGAAGGCUUUGAACAAGCCCACUGGAUUACUUCGAUGCUUUCACCGCGAUCACGGAGAGUCGUCGUCCAUCAAGCCAGACAUCGCCGCCAGCCUAAGUGUAACCCGCAGGAUCUCACUGUUGCCGAAUGUUUUGCUUGCAUCGCUAUGAUGGAAACUGGCUCAUACAAUUUGCACCCAGAAGACCUGAACAAUGUGUUUGCUCUGUCCUCGGCUGAUUCGCUAUAUAUCUCUUCAGCCGUUCUCGAGGAUCCGGCGACAAACACGUCCAGCGCCCCGAUCCAGAGGCUAGCAGGAAACAUUGGCCGAGCAGGAGUUGCCUUUCUUGUCCCUCCUCAGAACCCCGAAACAAAAUCCUAUGAUACAAUUGAUGAAUGGUACUGCCUUGACCACAAGGACUUUGACGGGGUUGUAGACGACUGCUUUCAGGGCACAAGCUUGCAUCUUUCGUUUUCAGAGGCUUGUCAACCGCUCAAUGUCCAAUUUUCUGGUAACAGAGAUGUUGAGGCUUACUUUAUCGAGGCGCUUGUCUCCGUGUAUGAUCACGGCAAAUGGGUCUCCGAGCUUGAUAUCCUCGGAUCUUUGCGUAGCCAGAGGAUCCUGCGAGAAUACCUACACUCCAAGCCGUGCCAAUGUAGCCCAGCCCAGCCGCUCGGGUCCAGGAUCAUCUCUAUCGACAACUAUGCCGAAAUGGUUGUCCCGCCAAAGGCUCCGGGUAUUGUCCGAGCCAAAGGAAAUUGGCAAGCUCGGCUGGUUGCAGCCGCUAUCUGCAUAGCAAAAGGUCAUUGCGUCAUCUUGAAGUCCGAAAACACGUGUUGGAAUUGUUUUUAUAAAUUGAGCAUGAACGGUCGUUCUGUGCAGGAAGUUUUGAAGCAGACAGAGCAGGGUGCCAUGAUAGUUUUGUAA